Mycotypha africana is the source of this 2658-nucleotide messenger RNA. RefSeq lists its product as uncharacterized. Bases 268 to 2655 code for a protein of 795 amino acids. The transcript is spliced from 3 exons. Lineage: Eukaryota; Fungi; Mucoromycota; Mucoromycetes; Mucorales; Mycotyphaceae. Gene Ontology annotation, molecular function: protein binding; ubiquitin protein ligase activity. The record is from RefSeq and is a predicted model, not a curated record. Gene Ontology annotation, biological process: ubiquitin-dependent protein catabolic process.
AAAAAGGGAAAAAAAAAAAAAAAAAGAAAAAGGCUCGUUAAGUUAUCUUUUGUACAAAAGAUUAUUUCUCUUUCUUUUUCAUUUUUUUCUUUCUUUUUAAGCUUUUCACUUCUUUUUUCUCAUCACUUUUUUUCUUUUUAAUCUUUUUAUUUCUACUCAUCUUGUAACCGUCAGCCAUUUCAGGUUGCUCAUUCAAGUGCAAUACUUUAUUUCAUUAAAACAUACAACCACAGCCAUUUAAAAAAGUGCUAGAACCCAGUUUUAAGAAUGUCAACUUCACAAUCAUCAUCAGCACGAACCAGAACGGUUCGUUUGACAGUUAUUGCAGCUGACGGUCUUAUGAAGAAAGACUUCUUCUUUAAAUAUCCCGACCCUUUUGCCGUAGUCACUGUCGAUGGAGAACAAACACAUACAACAACAGUGAUGAAGAAAACUUUGAAUCCAUACUGGAACGAAACGUUUGAUUUGAAAGUAACGAAUCAAAGUGUUAUUGCGGUACAAGUAUUUGACCAGAAAAAGUUCAAAAAGAAAGAUCAAGGGUUUUUGGGCGUCAUCAACGUCCAAGUAUCUAGUGUCUUUGACCUUGAUGUGGGAGGAGAUGAAAUGCUAACUUUGGAUCUGAAAAAAUCAAACGCGAACGAAAAUGUGCAUGGAAAACUUAUACUGAAUCUCUCUACAAACGUCAACGUACCUAUUCGCAAUGGUACCGAUACCCUCGCUCCGGGCACAGCAGGUGCCUUGACAUCGAGUGCUCACCAUUCCAGGACGCCCUCUACAUCCUCCCAUCACAAUAACGACACUACGAAUACAUCAUCGAGCCAUAUGAAUACGACUGCGAAUAAUGCAGAGCAACAAGCAACAUCUUCUUCCUCCACAGCGACGCCUUCUUCCGCGCAACAACCACAAUCCAACGCAAAUGAUGACUUACCUCCAGGUUGGGAAAGACGAGUAGAUCAUUUGGGCAGACCUUAUUAUGUAGAUCAUAAUACACGUACAACAACAUGGAAGCGGCCUUCAUCGCGAACCGCGCAAGAUCAACAGAACCAAACGGAAUUAGAACGUCAAAGGCAUAAUGCGCGUGGAUUACCCGACGCUUCACAAUCAUCCGUAGCGCAGCAAGCCAGUCCAUCCCAACAACGCUUAUCUCAGCAACCACAACCAUCACAACAGCCUCACGUUAAUCUCUCUAACUAUACAACAUCAGCAGGCUCGGGUCCUUUACCUCCAGGUUGGGAAAUGCGUACCAGUGCUGAAGGUAGACCCUAUUUUGUGGAUCACAAUACACGUACCACCACUUGGGUAGAUCCUCGUCGACAACAAUACAUUAGUACGAUCGGCCCUGGUUCUAACCUCCAGGUGCAAGUACAACCUGUGUCUCAGUUAGGCCCCUUACCCUCCGGCUGGGAAAUGCGACUCACGAGCACCGGUCGUGUCUACUUUGUUGAUCACAACACCAAAACCACCACCUGGGACGAUCCUCGCCUUCCCAGUAGCUUAGAUCAGAAUGUGCCUCAAUAUAAACGGGAUUUCCGUCGCAAACUGAUCUAUUUCCGUUCUCAACCAGCACUGCGUCCUGUGCCUGGACAAUGCCACAUCAAAGUGAGAAGAGAUCAUAUAUUUGAAGAUGCCUAUGCUGAAAUUAUGCGUCAAGCACCCGCUGAUCUGAAGAAGCGUUUAAUGAUCAAAUUUGAUGGCGAGGAUGGGUUAGACUAUGGCGGUCUCUCCCGAGAAUUCUUCUUCUUGCUUUCUCAUGAAAUGUUCAACCCUUUUUACUGUCUGUUUGAAUACUCAGCUCAUGACAACUACACAUUGCAAAUCAACCCUCAUUCAGGUAUCAAUCCUGAGCAUCUGAAUUAUUUCCGAUUCAUCGGUCGCGUCGUCGGUUUAGCUAUUUUCCAUCGUCGCUUCUUGGACGCUUUCUUUAUUGUGUCGUUCUACAAAAUGAUUUUGAACAAGAAGAUAUGUGUAUCGGAUAUGGAGAGCGUAGAUGCUGAUUUCUACAGAAGUUUGAUGUGGAUUUUGGACAAUGAUAUCACAGACGUGUUGGAUUUGACAUUUUCGACGGAUGACGAUCGAUUUGGUGAGGUGGUGACAGUCGAUUUGAUCCCGAACGGCCAGACCAUCGAAGUAACAGAAGAGAAUAAGAAAGAAUAUGUCAACUUGAUGACAGAAUGGCGUAUUUCCAAACGUGUUGAGGAGCAAUUCAAAGCCUUCAAAGAAGGUUUUAAUCAGUUGAUCCCACAAGACCUUAUCAACGUGUUUGAUGAACGUGAAUUGGAAUUGCUGAUUGGUGGUAUUGCUGAAAUAGACAUUGAGGAUUGGAAGAAACAUACAGAUUACAGAGGUUAUACCGAACAAGACGAUGUGAUUCAGUGGUUCUGGAAGUGCGUGAAAGAAUGGGAUAACGAGAAGAAAUCAAGAUUGUUACAGUUCACAACAGGUACAUCACGUAUUCCUGUCAAUGGUUUUAAGGAUUUACAAGGCAGUGAUGGGCCCAGACGAUUCACAAUUGAGCGAUCGGGUGAAGUGACAAUGCUGCCUAAAGCACAUACUUGCUUCAAUCGUAUUGAUAUGCCACCCUAUACAGAUUAUGAUACUUUGGUCCAAAAACUGAGUUUAGCAGUUGAAGAAACAGUCGGUUUUGGUCAAGAAUAAGUU